This is a messenger RNA of Penicillium cataractarum, 2109 nucleotides long. RefSeq names its product syntaxin-binding protein (gene sly1). The record is from RefSeq and is a predicted model, not a curated record. Gene Ontology annotation, biological process: intracellular protein transport; endoplasmic reticulum to Golgi vesicle-mediated transport. Gene Ontology annotation, molecular function: syntaxin binding. The transcript is spliced from 4 exons. Gene Ontology annotation, cellular component: Golgi membrane; cytosol. NCBI's taxonomy places the organism in Eukaryota, Fungi, Ascomycota, Eurotiomycetes, Eurotiales, Aspergillaceae. The coding region runs from base 1 to 2109 and encodes 702 amino acids.
AUGGCGCAUCCCAUGUCCCUCCGAGACCGACAGGUCGCGUCAAUCCAGAAGCUGCUGAACUUGAAUCAUGAUCCGAAGCCUACAGAUGACAAUGCACACGAGUCAUCCGCUCACAGCGGUCUUAUCUCUCAAUCCACCCCGAUCUUGAACGAAGAUGGCGACCCGAUCUGGAAGGUCCUGGUGUUCGAUGGCAUGGGCCGGGAUGUCAUCAGCAGUGUGCUCCGAGUCAAUGAUCUUCGAACUUGGGGUGUGACUAUCCAUUUGAAUAUCCACUCCCAACGAUACCCCAUUCCCGAUGUACCGGUCGUCUACCUUGUCGAACCUAAUGAGGCCAACAUUCAAGCCAUCACUCGCGAUCUCUCCCAAGGGCUCUACUCCCCAGCCUACGUGAACUUCCUCUCCUCCGUGCCUCGGCCCCUCCUCGAGGACUUUGCUUCGCAGAUUGCCACUUCCGGCGCAUCGGAGCAUAUUGCGCAAGUCUUUGAUCAGUACCUCAACUUCAUUGUCGCUGAACCGGAUCUCUUCAGCUUGGGCCUUGGAAAUGAUGCGUACUAUAAGAUUAACAGUGGCAAGACCAGCGACGAGGACCUGGAUGCCAUCGUCGAUAAGGUUGUCAGUGGCUUGUUCAGUGUGAGCGUUACAAUGGGCACGAUCCCAAUCAUUCGAUGCCCCAAGGGUGGUGCGGCCGAGUUGAUCGCUACAAAGCUUGACCGCAAACUCCGUGACCACAUUCUCAAUUCAAAAGAUAAUCUCUUCUCGGGCAACCAAAGAGCUUUGCCCGGAGUACCCUCGUCUCGCCCCGUUUUGAUUAUCAUGGACCGCAAUGUCGAUCUGGUCCCUAUGCUCUCUCACUCUUGGACUUACCAGUCGCUAGUGCAAGACGUACUUCAGAUGCGCCUGAAUCGGAUCACGUUGGAUGCGGACGAGCAGGGCUCGGGCAAGGUUGCGAAGAAGUCGUACGACCUGAACAGCAACGACUUCUUCUGGCAGCGAAACGCGGGGGCGCCAUUCCCUCAGGUCGCGGAAGACAUUGAUGCGGAGUUGACACGGUAUAAGGAUGAUGCGAACGAGAUUACGAAAAAGACUGGUGCUUCUUCUAUUGAAGACCUCCAGAACGACACUAGCGCUUCUGCGCAGCACCUCAAGGCGGCUAUUACGCUGCUCCCUGAAUUGCGAGAGCGUAAAGCCGUCCUUGAUAUGCACAUGAACAUCGCCACUGCCUUGUUAAAGGGAAUCAAGGACCGUCAGCUGGACAACUUCUUCGAGCUGGAGGAGAAUAUCACCAAACAGUCCAAGUCGCAGCUCUUAGAAUUGAUCAACGACCCCGCCAAGGGUAGCAACCCGCUGGACAAGUUGCGGAUCUUUAUCAUCUGGUUCCUCAGCACAGAGACUGAGCUGAACCGUGCUGAGAUGACCCAAUUCGAGGAGGCCUUGACUACGGCCGGAGUAUCAGAUGUCACUCCUCUUUCCUAUGUUCGGCAGGUCCGUGAGAUUACCCGGAUGACCAUGAUGACCACCGCCGCCCCAGAGCAGCAGUCCUCAGAUCUAUUCCGUGGCUUCUCUUCGCUUUCCAACCGUCUCACCGAUCGCAUCACCUCUGGUGCCCUGGGUGCCAAUUUCGACUCACUCAUCUCCGGCGUGAAGAACUUCCUACCCGCAAACAAGGAUCUGACCGUAACAAAGAUCACCGAGUCUAUCAUGGACCCGUCCGCGGCGUCUAGUUCGGCUAUCGCCAAGACGGAGAACUAUCUCUACUUCGACCCUCGCAGUGCCAAUGCGCGCGGCGCCAUGCCUCCUGCCUCGGCAUCGCGAAACACUCAGAUGCCCGGUGGGAUGGGCGCCCAGGCCCCUGGCAUAAAUGCCACUUUCGGCCAGCGUCGCCAGGCCUUCAACGAGGCCAUCGUUUUCACUGUCGGCGGUGGAAGCAUGGAUGAAUAUGGCAACUUGCAGGACUGGGUACACCGGACAAGUGGUCAGUCAGGAGCGGAUGGUGCGACAUCCGCUAAUCGCACGACUGGUCGUCGCCGGGUCGUCUACGGUAGUACGGAUUUGAUGAACGCGACCGAGUUCCUGACAGAUUCGUUGGCACCUUUGGGUCGGGAGAGUUAG